AUGAAGCCCGUGCCCCCGGCUGCCCUGGUCCUCAGCCUGGUCUUCGCCUCCUUCCACUCGGCUUGCUUGGCAGAAGCAAACAGUGCCAACAACUCAACCCUGACCAACCACCACGCAGGCCCUGAGACUCUGGAACAGUGCCCCAACGCGGACCUCUGCCCGCAAGCGUCCCGGUGCUGCCACCUGGGAGUGGAUGAGUACGGCUGGGUGGCCGCCGCCGUGGGCUGGAGCCUCUGGUUCCUCACGCUCAUCCUGCUCUGCGUGGACAAACUGACCAAGCUGUCUUCAGACGAGCCCAAGGACCCGCAAGCCUGA
Molecule: messenger RNA, 315 nt
Organism: Miniopterus natalensis
Lineage: Eukaryota; Metazoa; Chordata; Mammalia; Chiroptera; Miniopteridae
Gene: TMEM213
Product: transmembrane protein 213
Source: RefSeq, a predicted model, not a curated record